This is a messenger RNA of Mizuhopecten yessoensis (Yesso scallop), 3492 nucleotides long. Its product is annotated as ceramide kinase-like. Bases 324 to 1733 code for a protein of 469 amino acids. Gene Ontology annotation, molecular function: kinase activity. The transcript has 12 exons. Lineage: Eukaryota; Metazoa; Mollusca; Bivalvia; Pectinida; Pectinidae. The record is from RefSeq and is a predicted model, not a curated record.
AUGGAAUAGCAGGCGAGCGAUACAGGCCCAUAAAAUAUUUCAAUUACGGAAGUGCUCAGAGGAUAUAGAGUAAAAUAAUCACAGUCAGACAACUGAAGACUGAAAAUCGAUAGGCCUAAAGGACAAACAUUUCAUCGCGUUCAUGGCGACAAACUGACCGAGACGUCGACAAAGAUUACACCGCGCAAGGAUCUUUAAUCUUUCAUGAAUUUGGUGUUUACCCAAGUUCACUUUUUAUAAAUAGCUCCAAAACGGUGUAGCUCGUGACAUACUAGCUAGGAACAAAUGGUUUCCUAGUUGACACAGAAUACAGGUACAUUACAAUGCCGAAUGUUCUGACUGUUGAUGGUAAGAUAACAGAGUGCACUGUCAGCGAACAGGAGCUUCGGAUUGUUAUUCAGGGCCGGAAACCGAAAGAAUCCACCAUAGCAUUAAAUGACGUCAUAGAAAUUGAGAAAAAUGACGUUGCGCUGAAUGCCUCCACUGACCAAUCAAAAUCUGCAAAACCAAAAUGGCUGUGUAAGGUACACUACAUCACACGGAAGAAGUUGAUAUGGAAACAGGCCACAUUGUGCAUAACUGGACAGGUGUUGGAGUGUCAGCAAUUCAUCUCAGAUCUACAGUUACACUUCCAGAAAGUGUAUGACCAGCGCCCCAAGCGUUUUCUUGUGCUGGUGAACCCAAUUAGUGGCGGCAGAUAUGGACAAAGCAACUCUAAACGAAUAUUGCCAAUGUUUGAACGGGCUGGAAUCACCUGUGAUGUCAAAGUAUCAGAAAGAGCGAAACACUUUGAGGAGAUGGUAACAGAGUACGAUUUUUCAACAGUGGACGGUAUAGUAAUUUUUGGAGGAGACGGCUCAUUUUCUGAGGUGCUUAACAGACUACUUAGGAUUUCCCAUGACAAGGCAGGAGACAACUUCAAUGAUAUAAAUGGACCUUUUAUUCCUUGUACCAUACCAAUUGGCAUAAUACCCUCAGGAACAGGAAAUGGUUUAUCAGUAACUGAAUAUGGAAAUUACGACGUUGUCACUGCCGCCCUCCACAUCAUCAAAGGAAAUAUCUGCAAGAUUUCCAUAGUGGCUGAUUAUAGUGCAGAUGAGUUAAUAGGAUACGGCUCUGUGAUAACUGCCUACGGCUUUUUUGGAGACAUGAUGUAUUACACUGAUCAGAAACGCUGGAUGAGGAGAGCUCGUUAUGCAGUCAUGCCAUUAUACAUGAUCAUAUUGAAAACUCAUAGACUCUUCAAUGCUGAGAUAACCCUGAUUGGCAGCCAACUCAAUCAAGAGGACAGUGAAAAAGAAGAAAAAUUGGAUGGGGAGUUCAGUAAUGUGGCGUUCUUCCCUGGAGACGUUUUUGGAAAAGCAAAAGGAACAUGGGUCGUUCUCAUAUUUCGUCAAACUUCCAGAUUAGAUUUUAUGCGUUUGCUUGGCAAAAUGGUUAACAGAGAGAUGCUUCAGGAAGGGGAAAUCCCUUCAAUUACAAUACGGCAGCCUUCCAGGAUCAGGAUAAAGGUCAAUCCAAAAAACUUGGGUGACAAGAACUUCCUUAAUUACCUCAUGAACGUUGAUGGCGAAAUACACACGAUGAAACAGGCGCAUGUGACUAUGAAGUUACUACCAAAUGCAGUCAGUGUUUAUUCGUCUCUACAUCUGUACCCAGACUCCGUUUUACCUCCUCGUACACCAACCUCAGCGCCGUCACCUGAUAGUGCUGCCGCCCCUGAAGAGGUUUGAGAACAUACAUCAUUGACUGUGAUGAUCAAAGUGAAACUAGAUGUUGGCAUUGCUCCACACACCCACUUACCAAGUGCCAUAUAACCCAGACAUAAUACUUUUGAAUUGCUUUGAAUUGAUUCAUCAACAUAAAUAAUUCAACAUAGUAAAUAGUUUGAUGAGAAAAAAAAAAUGUGAAAUUUGCACUGACAAGAAAAUUACUUUUGUUUAUGAAUAGAUCUAGGUAUAUCCCAAAACUUUCUUAUAACAGAAAUAUUUUGCAAUAUUAAAUUAAAGGAUAUUUCUAUCAGAUUGGAUUGUAUAAGAUUGUACAAUCUUAAGCAGCUCAAAAAUAUAUUUUUUAAAGUACACUGGCUGAAAGAAAUCCGACUUUGUGACGGGUACAUGAAAUGUGCCGCAUUACUGUAUUGAGAAACAACAUGAAUUUAACAGGAACUUGGCUAAAAUGUAUGACCAAGUAUAAUUCAAAGUACAGAAAUUUUGUUAUAUAAGACAGGAUGCCAAAAUUCAGUUUGGUAGUGUAUUAUACAAGGAAUGGGAUAAGCCUUUAUGUCUGAUAUGACAGGAUAUGUUGGAAAACUUGAGAAGUUGUAUCAGGCAGGGUUUUUCUUUAAAAUAAACAGACUUUAUUGUAUUGAAAAAUAAUCUUUGUCUAGAAUCUCUAUCCUACAAUAGAUUACACGCUUUGUAUAACAAUUAAGUAAAGAUAUAUUACAAAUAUAAAUAUUACCCUUCUUUAGUAUAUCUGUGAUUCUACAUGUAGCACAAUAUGCUACAAAUGAUUUUCUCCUUACCCUAUGAAUUGGAAAUAUCGAGUUACAAAGCAUGCCAUUGAACUUAAAUGCUGAUUUUAAGGAGUUAUGCUACAUUGCAAUAGCAUGCAUAUUCCAAAAUAGUUCCAAAGCAAAACGAAAAUAAAUUGUGAUUCUCAGAAAUCUCUUAUGAUUAAAUUUGUAAAUAAAUAGUGAAGGAUUUGAAAUGGACACAAGAAUACAUGCAUUAUGCAUGAUCAAAGGAAGCAGUAUUGUAAAUCAAACAAUGUUUGAUUGGGAGGAAUCUAUUAUUCUAAAAUGAUUUGAUUGAUAAAUAUAAAUUACCUGGUAGCAUGUUUCCCUGAAUAAUUAAAUUUCUGUUGCUUUCUUGCCAAAUACAAUUAUAUGAAAUGGUCUAAUUUUUCUGAUCAUUGAUUUUAGAGAAAGACAAUCUUGUCACUCCAGCCAUUUUAUCUCUCAAAGACUUGUGUAGUGUAAUAGGUAUGAAUAUACCUUGAACAGGUUCUGUUCCAGGGUUCUCCAUAUUCUAUAUAGUUCGGGUUGAGCUCAUUAUGCUAACAGUGUUUUAGAAAAACAAUCAUCAGUCUAGCGAUUUUUGUGAAACUUCAUACAAAAUACCUCGACUGAGUUGACAUGUCAGGGUGCUGCGCUCAAGGUUAAGAUUACUUAUACUACAGUUUUUAGAGAAGAAAUAGCUAGAAAGACAAUUUUGAUAUUCUCGAAAUCGCAUACUUCGGUGCGCUAUGCUCACAGUAAAAACUUUAUUUGACAUAGAACUUGAUUUUGAAUUCCCUAAACUUAGCACAUCGUGAAAUUUCAUUGAAAUGUUAGAAUUUUAUACAUGUGUGAAUGUCUAGAUGUUAUGCUUAUAUAUGAUAAGGAAUUGAUGAUCCAUUGUCGUUUAACAUCAAAUUUAUCCAUUCAUUUCAUGAGGGAAUAAUUGUUUUAAUUACCAAUCAACAUAAUGUAUUUUUAUAAUGCGAAAA